Molecule: messenger RNA, 1628 nt
Organism: Alosa alosa (allis shad)
Lineage: Eukaryota; Metazoa; Chordata; Actinopteri; Clupeiformes; Clupeidae
Gene: cbx3b
Product: chromobox homolog 3b
Exons: 5
Coding region: 128-730 (200 amino acids)
Biological process (GO): negative regulation of transcription by RNA polymerase II; chromatin organization
Cellular component (GO): nucleus; pericentric heterochromatin
Molecular function (GO): chromatin binding
Source: RefSeq, a predicted model, not a curated record
GUUUUCCUGGGUUGACCUUUUCCCUUGGAAACCACUUCCUCCGAUCCCAAUCGGCCAUUUUAAUUUAACUCAUUCAGGAACUUAUGUAAACAUAACAAAGACGGCGGUGCACGCACUGAAGAGAAACAUGAGGAAGAAGCAGAACAUGAAGCACCGGCGAGCGGAGGAGACGACAGUCGUGCAGGAGUUCGUGGUGGAAAAGAUCGUCCAGCAGCGCGUGAUGAACGGAAAAGUGGAGUACUUCCUCAAGUGGAAAGGCUUCACCGAUGCGGAGAACACGUGGGAGCCGGAGGAUAACCUGGACUGCCCCGAGCUGAUCGAGGAGUUCCUGAGGGGCCGAUCUCUGUCCAGGAGCACCGCCGAGGAAGGGGAGGGGCAGGGGGGGCUCCUCACGGACUUCCACAUCCAGCCCAAAGAGGAGGAGGAGGAGAUGGACACACACAGGCGUCCGCUGUGCCUUGGCGAAGCUCCGGAACCGCUCCAGGAGACAACUGCUGUUCCUGGGACCUUCAUGGGCCACAUAGAACCGGAGUGCAUCAUCGGGUCCACCGACCACCACGGGGAACUCACGUUCCUCAUCAAAUGGAAGGACAGUGAGGAGGUGGCGUUGAUGUCCGCAAGGGAGGCCAGUGAGCGGAACCCCCAGAUGGUCAUCGCCUUCUACGAGGAGCGGUUUAGGUUCUCCGCAGACGAGGAGCCGCAGGCUGAGAGAGAGAGACAGAUGGUCUAGUCAGUCGUUAAGCUGCCUGCAUACUGCUUUAACAAACACCAACAAACACCAACACACAAAUACACACAAAUACACACAACAACUUUAGGUGUAUACAUUUGCAUAAUUGUUACUCCAUUUAGCCAGUCCGUCCACAUUAAGAUGGCGUAUUCCUACACUGAAAAUAAAAAUGAUCUCUGAGGUGAUACAUUUGAAAACGUGGGGUUCUAGUUGCAGUGUGUACAGGGGGAACAGAGAGCAUUAUAUAUGAUAGUGCACGGUUGCCAUGACACUGAUAGAAUGUUGGGUUCCACACACCACCAACCACAAAGAGUUCUAUUGAGUUUCAGUGAUCUAGUGUGGAUGCAAAACCUUAUAAAACGAUACAAAAAGGAUAUUGUGAACAGAUUGUUUUCACCUCAAAUAUGCAUAUUUUUAUUUACCCAACUUAUUGUGGACGCAGCCUUGGAAUGUUGGUGUUUGAUGGGCAUUGUCUGGGCAGUGUGCAAUCACCUUAAGACUGAGAGAGAGAUGGAGGGAGGAAGAGAUUGAGGGAGGGAGAGAUGGAGGGAGGGGAGAGAGAGAAAGUGGGAGAGAGAUGGAGGGAGGAGGAGAUGGAAAGAGAGGGAAGGAGAGAGGGAUGGAAAGAUAGAGGGGGAGAGGGAAGGAGAGAAAAGAGAUGGAGGGAGAGAGGGGAAAGGAUGUGUAGUUGUGCAGCUGUAGUAUUGUAGCAUUUCCCUGUUGGUGUUCUUAAGUAGCAGACUGUGUCUCCGUGGAGACGUGUCCAGAGCCGUUCGUCUUGCUGUCCUCAAGUCCUGCGUUAUGUAAUCAGACCUGACGAAGAACUCAGACCUGUGUGAGUGAGUGUCAGUGUGUGUGUGUGUGUGUGUGUGUGUGUGUGUGUGUGUGUAACGUCAAA